Messenger RNA from Talaromyces proteolyticus, 2132 nucleotides. Its product is annotated as transmembrane amino acid transporter protein-domain-containing protein. Bases 121 to 1854 code for a protein of 577 amino acids. NCBI's taxonomy places the organism in Eukaryota, Fungi, Ascomycota, Eurotiomycetes, Eurotiales, Trichocomaceae. The transcript has 4 exons. The record is from RefSeq and is a predicted model, not a curated record. Gene Ontology annotation, molecular function: amino acid transmembrane transporter activity. Gene Ontology annotation, biological process: amino acid transmembrane transport. Gene Ontology annotation, cellular component: vacuolar membrane.
UGCUAAAUCCGGGCGAUAAAUAUUGAAUGCCACUUCUGUUACUGAACAUUUUUUAUUAACCAUGCCAUCAAAUAGGCAAAAGUGAGAAAAGUCUCAGUUAAUGUGAAAUUUACAAACAAAAUGGCACAGUCACCAGAUGCGCCUCGCGGCGCCUUUUAUGUCGCACCGCAAGCUCGCGCUCCACAUGAUCCAAAUGUUUCAUUCGAAGAGUACUUCUAUUACGCACAAGGAACAAGGGAAGAAGAAGACAAUAUCGAGUCACCAAAACUGAAUUGGCGAGAAUUCUUACACCCAAAGAAACGAAUAACGCGACAAGAUGCACGAACUGAUGCGCCGCAAUCUCAUGAUCCAAAAAGCCCAGUCGGCCUGGAGAAUACAGCGCAAAUAUCCGACGAAGAGUGGGCAAAUGCAAGCCGCGCACUGCGUACAGCUUCAUGGGGUGCAUGCUUCUAUUUAAUUACCACUGACAUCCUAGGACCGUACGGCUCUGCGUUCACAAUGGGGACACUUGGUUGGGGACCAGGGGUUGCUCUUUAUACUGUUUUCGGCCUCAUGGCGGGGUAUUCCGGGUACCUGGUCUGGCGAGUUUUUAUGGGGCUUGAUAGUCAUCAAUUCCCUGUGAGGAAUUACGGGGAUAUUGCUUUUAGAAGUUGUGGACAGACGAUUCGAUAUAUUACAAAUAUCAUGCAAGCCAUUGCACUGCUACUGCUUGUGGGUCAAGUUACCAUCCAGUUCGGAGAGAAUAUCUCGCAGGUCUCCAAGUUCCGUUUAUGUUAUGCCGUCUGCCCAGUUAUUUUUGUCUGUGUGGGAUUCCUUGUUUCCCAGAUCCGAACUCUCAAAUCUUUCGGCUGGAUAGCCAACCUCUCCGUCUGGGUAAACCUUCUCGUGAUCUUCAUAUCGAUGGGCGUAAUCGCAAACUCGCUGCCAAAUUAUGAAAUAUCGACCUUAGGAUCUGCAGGGAGUGCAGUAGAUCCAGAUACAAUCACCCCUGUGAACGGCGUGUACCCUGCUAUCAUGCACUACAAUGGUCUCCCCCCUAAUGGGUUAGUCGGCUCAAUCAAUGGGCUUCUUUCCGCAGUUUUAGCAUAUGCAGGCGUUCAGCUGUUCGUCGAGUUCAUGGCUGAAAUGAAACGUCCCCGCGACUUUAUCAAGGCAAUGUGGGGGGCACAGUUUUUUAUAUACACCGUUUAUCUUGUAUACGGAUGUUUUAUCUAUCACUUUCAAGGCCAAUACAGCUUUAACCCGAGUUACCAAGGUGUCAGUGUUUACGGCUGGCAAACGGCUGGUAACAUGAUAUCGUUAAUUAGCGCUCUAAUUGCCGCCGGGCUAUAUGGUAACAUUGGAGUCAAGGUGAUAUAUAACAAUGUUUUCAUGGAUCUUUUCCGAGCGCCACCUCUUACUUCCAGACGAGGCAAGAUCAUUUAUGCCUGUCUCGUCCCAAUAUUUUGGAUAAUAGCCUUCAUUAUUGCUGCAGCUAUUCCCGACUAUUUCGGAUUCGUGAGUGUGAUGUCUGCCUCCAUGCUCCUGAACUUAACGUACACGCUACCUCCGCUUUUUGCCCUUGGGUUCGAUAUCCAGAAAAACAGUCUUCGUUCUCAAGAUGGAAACGGAUUCGAUCCUAUGAAUGGACAGGCUAUUCAACAGGGAUCUGCUGUGCAAAGAUGGGCCCGUGGACUUAUAAGCGGGGGCGCUUUCCAAGUUACGAUUAACAUCUGGCACAUUCUAUAUCUGCUGGCUUCAUUGGCUAUGAGUGGCCUGGGUAUGUAUGCAGCUAUUGAGGGUAUGAUUACGGCAUUUGAAAAUCCAGAGCUGAAUUCCUUUUCAUGUAAAUCACCUCUGAAUCUGAGUGGAUAAUCUCUACGUGUUGUGAGAAUGUACAAAUGUACACAUUGAGAAAACUUCUGCUUGAGACUGAUCGGGAAUCUGUAUUCAUGAUGGAUUUUAUGGUAACUCAAAAGACCAGCUUGGACUUGCAUACAUAUCCUGCUGCCUAUCAAAGCCCCAAUAAUUGCAUGUUAUUUGCGUAAGCCUGAAAUAGAUAUAUUAAUAACCUGAUAAGAACGAAAGUCUCACAUGUAAAGGUUAUUGAGGAAACAAGCAGCCUCUCUACCGAGCAUGUAUCCAGAAAAUUG